AUGACUUCUCGAUCAGAACUCGACGCCUACCGAGUCUUCGUAGAGCGCUUCACCUCUGCCCUCUCUCAGCAGGGGAAUUCCCCUCGCCAAGUAUCGUCUAUGGGUCUUGGGGCCCUUACUAUCACCGAUGGCUCGCCCUUCGUCGCGGCCCCUCCUGACGCCGGAGCUUCCGCUGCGGCUCCUUCUUCCGCUGAGUCCCCCGUCGUGGCUUCGACCCCUCUCUCCUCCGGCCAACAGGAGGACAGACCCGCUCCUGUUGGCCCUUCACAAGCUUUGGGUCAGUCUGCUACUGUGGUGGAGAUUGAUGAUGACGAGGAGAUGGUUGUUGUCGAUAGUGAUGAAGAUAUGGAUGAUGUUGUUGAUGGCGAGGAAACAGGUGGUGCAGGUGAUGACGAGGAGAUGGGCGAUGUUGAUGAUGUGGCCGGACCGUCACGUCUUCCUGCUACUCCUUCGGCCGGUCCGUCCCGUUGCACUCCUCGUCGUGCUUCUUCAGCCGCUCUUCGGCCUUCUACUCCUGUGGCUGGCCCAUCUCGUCUCCCGGCUACUCCUUCUGCCGGUCCGUCUCGUCCCGCCAGGAGCCGUCCUACUCCUGUCUCAACUCAAGAGGAUUCCCCUCUAAGUCUCCCUCCUGCCCUUGGGACCCAAAGCCGUCAACCAUCUGUCCCUCCUGCUUCUGGGCUCUCAACUCCUGCCCCUCCUGUGAAAACUCCUCCGAAAUCUUCGAAAGGGAAAGGCAAGAAUAAGAAGGCUGUCCAGUUCGAACCUGCAGUGGUAGAAAAUGAAAAUACUCAGCUACCAGAGGAAGUCCCUCCUCCCCUCGACCACCCCUACAUUUCCGACGACCCUCGAAUCCCAGAGGAGGAGAAACAACUGGCUACCUUCCGUUCUCUCAUCAUUGGUUUGACCACGCAAUUACAUGCCAAUAGACGAGAUACGGCGAAACUUCUCGAAUAUUGCAUGAAGCUGGUCUCUGGUAUGAACACUCUCUCCCGGACAAUGGCAACUCUUCUAGAGUCUCCCGAGAGCUCAUGA
This is a messenger RNA of Tremella mesenterica DSM 1558, 1032 nucleotides long. RefSeq lists its product as uncharacterized. NCBI's taxonomy places the organism in Eukaryota, Fungi, Basidiomycota, Tremellomycetes, Tremellales, Tremellaceae. The coding region runs from base 1 to 1032 and encodes 343 amino acids. The record is from RefSeq and is a predicted model, not a curated record. The transcript has 3 exons.